This is a messenger RNA of Oreochromis niloticus (Nile tilapia), 4556 nucleotides long. It is a transcript of the gene osbpl5, whose product is annotated as oxysterol binding protein-like 5. Lineage: Eukaryota; Metazoa; Chordata; Actinopteri; Cichliformes; Cichlidae. Gene Ontology annotation, molecular function: cholesterol binding. The record is from RefSeq and is a predicted model, not a curated record. Bases 311 to 2920 code for a protein of 869 amino acids. The transcript has 23 exons. Gene Ontology annotation, cellular component: membrane; cortical endoplasmic reticulum; cytosol.
UGUGUGUCGGGCAGCAGAUGAACCGCAGAAGGAUCCAGUCUACUCCGCACUCUCCAUGUUGAGAGGAACCGAGCAACUUGUUCUCCAACCGACUCCAACCGUCCGUCACAGCCCGCCUACUGUCCCCCCUAAACCACCCAGCUGUCUCCAUACAGCCCCGUGCUAUGACGCUGGACUGGAAAAGAAGCUUAGGAGCAAGUGCAUGAUCGUUUCCCUGAUCGACAAAGAGUGAGACAGGCUGAUUCAACAAAAGCUUCUGGAUGCAGUGUCUCCUGGGGCUCAGGUGAAAGAGGAGAAGCAGGCCGCCAGGAUGAAGGAGGAGAAUUUGUUUCAUCGGAGGUAUUCGCUGUGCCCCAGUGCCACCUCCCCGCCCAAAAUUGAUCCCCGCACCCUCACCCGGAACCUCUCUUAUGGAGGAGACAACGACUUCUACAACCUCAGCCCAGGCAGUGAGACAGACAGGAACGGUCUCUCCAUGCUGAGUAAUGAACUUAGUCCUGUCUUAUCACCAGGCAGCAAGUCUGAGUCCAGGAUGUUUAAUGGUGUUGAGAAGGACUGCCCCUCCCCCACCGAGAAGCUGGCCCGGAAGGAGUCUCUCAAGGUCCAAAAGCAGAAUUAUAGGCAAGAGAAGAAGCGAGCAGCUAAAGAACUGUCCACUGCACUUAAGGACCCCAGCGUCAUCAUCAUGUCCAACUGGUUAAAGAUCCGUGGCUCUUUAAAAAGUUGGACCAGACUGUGGUGUGCCUUGAAGCCUGGAGUUCUUCUGAUCUAUAAGACCCCCAAAACAGAUCACUGGGUGGGUACAAUCCUGCUCAGUGCAUGCAAGCUGAUCGAGAGACCCUCCAAGAAGGACGGCUUUUGCUUCAAGCUGUACCAUCCACUGGAUAAAUCAAUCUGGGCUGUCAAGGGUCCCAAAGGAGAGAACGUUGGCUCCAUCACGCAGCCUCUACCCAGUAACUACCUGAUCUUCAGAGCUGCAUCUGAGUCUGAUGGUCGGUGUUGGAUGGAUGCCCUGGAGCUGGCUCUAAGCUGCUCCAGCCUCUACAAGCUGACGGCCAAAGCUGGGAAAGAAGGAGAUAUCAGCACGACUUCAGAGUCCUCCCAUAUACUGCACCUGCUGCAGUCCACGGCACUCACUGAUACAGAGCUGCUGCAGUUGAAUGACACAGUGCUGCUGGGAAAUCACCACAUGGAGCAUGACGGCUUUUCAGAUAAAUCGGAGCGCGAGGCUCAUGACGACUGGGACGCUGCAGCCAAUGAGAACGGUGGAAGACUGACGGAGGAGAGCGAUGUGGACCAAUCAGAUGAGCUGUCCCCUGGGCCGCAGGCCACAGCAUAUGUAGAGCAGAGCACAGAGGAGAUGGCUGAGGCUGGCGAGGCAUCCCAGGUGGAGACUGUAUCAGAGGAAAACAAGGGCCUGAUCUGGAGCUUGCUGAAGCAGCUGCGGCCAGGCAUGGACCUGUCUAAGGUGGUGCUUCCAACCUUUAUCCUGGAGCCGCGCUCCUUCCUGGACAAGCUGUCUGACUACUACUAUCAUGCAGAUCUGCUCUCACAAGCCUCAUUGGAAGAGAGUGCAUAUGGUCGGAUCAAGCAGGUGCUGAGGUGGUACUUAUCAGGUUUUUACAAGAAGCCCAAGGGUCUGAAAAAACCUUACAAUCCAAUCCUGGGGGAGACAUUUCGCUGCUGCUGGCUCCAUCCAGAGACCAACAGCUGCACUUUCUACAUAGCUGAACAGGUGUCGCACCAUCCACCCAUCUCUGCCUUUUAUGUCUGCAAUAGGAAGGAUGGAUUUUCUAUUAGUGGAAGCAUCCUGGCCAAGUCCAAAUUCUAUGGUAACUCUCUUUCAGCUAUUCUAGAUGGCAAAGCCCGGCUGCUGUUCUUGAGCAGGGAUGAGGAGUAUGUCAUCACCAUGCCCUAUGCUCACUGCAAAGGGAUUCUGUACGGCACUAUGACACUAGAGCUGGGAGGGAAAGUUACCAUUGAGUGUGAGAAAACCAAAUGCGUAGCAGAGCUGGAGUUUAAACUGAAGCCUUUUCUUGGAGGUUCUGGCUCUGUAAAUCAGAUCAAUGGAAAGAUCUUUGUCGGAGAGGAAGUACUGGCCACUGUUGAUGGACACUGGGACAACGAGGUAUUUAUUCACGAGAAGCGCUCAGGCCAGCAGGAGAUUUUGUGGAACCCAAGUCCAGAAAUUCGCAGCAGUCGCCUCAAGAGACAAGUGGUCCAGUUAGACCAGCAGGGAGAAUUUGAGUCCGAAAGACUGUGGCAGCAUGUGACCAGUGCUAUCAUGGAUAGGGACCAAGUGCGUGCCACCCAGGAGAAGUUUGUAUUGGAGGAAGCUCAGCGGAGAGACAGCAGAGAGAGAGGAGACAAACCCUGGCUUCCACGGCUUUUCCAUCAGGACUCUGUCACCUCCGAGUGGACCUACAAGCACAUGGACACGCGACCGUGGGACCCUGAGCGCUGUUUUGUUCAGUUUGAGAAGGAUGGCGUGAUUCAGACGCAGGAGAAAAGCCAGAGACAACACAACGGACUCUCCUACAGCCACAGCUGGGCCAGUCAACAGAAGGCUGAGGUUAACGGGAAGCAUAGGAAGGCCAGCAGUCAGCCAUCUAGCUGCAGCCAGAACACUGAGAGCAGCAGCACCACGCCAGAACCCACACACGAGUCCUCGGACAAUGAAGGCUAUUCUAACCAGUGUGCCCGGUGCAGUAAAGAGAUAAAGGACAUUGCCAUAUUAGAGGCUUCCAUCACAUCUAUAAAGAAGACACAGCAGGAUAUCCAGAGGAACCUGGUGGCUCUGAGUCGUCAGAUGGCUCGUCAGAGGACAACAGACGACAGCGUGUCGCUGACAGGCCGUCAGUGUCUCAUCCUCUGUGUUCUGCUCCUCUCCCAGCUCCUCCUCAACUACGUCUUCACUUGAGCCAGCUCCUCAAGGAAGGAGUUUCCCACUGGCACUGAUCUGGCAUCGGGGCCCUCUGAAAAGCACAAACUCUAAUUAACAGAGGAGGGCAGGGACCUCAGAUCAGUGCUGGGGGGGCAACUUUGUCCCUUUCUUUUCUCUUUAAGGGAGGGAGCCUGGACCUUACAGCAAUAAACACAGCCACCGCCUGUCAGUCAUCAGCAGAGAGAAAUGGCACCCCCUAGUGUAGCCAGACUGAAAGAGCACCGGCACCCAAGCACUUUGGACAGGAGAGGAGGAAUGAAAGAUGAGCACGGUUCAGAAGAUUUUAAAUAAAGGAAGAAAUGUAUGAUUGAGAAUGAUUUAGCAAGAAGAAAUGACAGAGAGGAUGUUUCACCAUUCCUUAGUGUCUUUUAUAUUGCCCUGCAAUACUGUUUAUCUGUGAGUGUGCCUGUACAUGUGUUGUCUGUACCUACAAUAGGCCCUUUGGGUGCAGGCAGAUCACCACUUGGACUACUUCUUCCCUAACACUCCAGAUUUUUGGGCCUUAAUGCUGAAGCCAAAAUAAAAAAACAAAACAAAACAAAAAAAACAACCAGAAGAAAUACAAAUGAAGAAGGAAACUCUUCUCACAGUGCAAUUGUGUGUUUUGUAUCGGUGUACACUAAAAUACACUCUGUCUCGUCUGUUAUUGAUGAUGCAUUUACCAAAACAGUAUUUAUAAUCCGAAAGGACAAAGAGUACUUGUUUACAGGCAGCACUGCUUCUGUUUGUAGGAAGGAUAAUUGGAACGGGGCAGGGCCGAGAGCCAAACUGAGUGUCUUUGUAUUUGUGUGCCUGUAGUGCAGUAACUGAAGGGAUGAUAGGAUAGCACCUAUUGGUCUAGACCAUGACACUAGAGUGUACAAUCAGUUACAUAAAGAAGCAUGCAGAGGAUGAAACGGAGGGAAUAAGGAGAGAGAAAGAGAGGAAAACAUAAUUAAUACUUUGGCCUAAUAGAAGGGGUUUGUGUGUGCAUCUCGGUCUUCAACAUAUUCAAGUGACUGUUUUAGAUGUAAACACUUAGUAAUGAGUUGUUCUUUUUUUUAAAUCUUUUAAUCAGUUUGUAUAUAUUUGUCAGGCCGUCUAUUUCAAAAAGAGAUUUCAGAAUGUAUUUAUUGUGUGAUUAUCUUUGACUUUCCUAAUCUAAAUCAGCUUGGAGGACAGAGACCAGGGGUGACAAUCGAUCUCCUGGGGCUUGUGUAGGUUUGUCAUUUUGUAUAUGUGAGUGCAUGUAUGUGUGUGUGUUAGUGUGAUGGAGCACACACGAGCGAGGACGCCUGUAUGGCCACGCUAAACAAAGCCACGUCUGUGAUGUUGGUUUUUACUGGUAUAUUAGUCCUUGAAUUUAAGCCUCAUCACCAGUACCGAUCUGCACAGCAGGAGAUGAUGGACAAGUAGAAGAAGGAAGUCGACUCUUUGAAUGCUGUUAUUUAAACCUUAAUUUGUUUUUCUUUUCAUUACUAUCCUCUUUUCUACACUGCUGCCAUGUUGUGGGAUUCUACACGCCAGAUUUUUUUGUCAUAUGGAGCAAUGUGAUGAAAACAUGAUGAUUGCCUGAUGUUUUCACUCAUACCUGUUGACUACUGUAGCACUACAGUAAAAUGUUUUAACCCUG